This is a messenger RNA of Erythranthe guttata (spotted monkey flower), 1771 nucleotides long. The record is from RefSeq and is a predicted model, not a curated record. NCBI's taxonomy places the organism in Eukaryota, Viridiplantae, Streptophyta, Magnoliopsida, Lamiales, Phrymaceae.
AGAAGAGAAACACCACCACCAAAACGUCUAAAACCACUGCAAAAACCUCUCUAGUUUCUACUGCUUCGAACUUCCGACCAACAAUGGCUAAAACCCCCUCUAAGCACUCUCGCGAUCUACCUCAGGAAUUGGAGGGGCUUUUGAAUAACUUACAGGACUGGGAAUUGUCUUUUAAAGAAAAAGAUAAGAAAAUGAGAUCAGAUGCUGUCGGCAAGGCCAAGCUGAAGGAUCAACUAGGCCAGCCAAGUGGAAAUAACGUUGGUCGGCCUUAUGAUAGUGCUAAAGUUCAUCGAAAACAGACAAUGGAAAAAACUCCGUCUUAUGAGAAUCCAAGUACUGUCAAACAGUAUGACCAUUUGAAAGAAUACGAGGCACUCAGUCGAUUAUCAAGUGCAGUCCCUUCUACAGAGAGCUUUGUUGAUGCUAAUUCUGAGAAAGAGUUGGGUAAUGAGUUUUUCAAGCAGAAGAAAUUUACUGAAGCAAUAGAUUGCUAUUCACGAAGCAUUGCGUUAUCGCCAUCUGCAGUAGCUUAUGCAAACAGAGCAAUGGCAUACAUCAAAAUUAGGAGAUUCCAGGAAGCUGAAAAUGAUUGUACAGAAGCUUUGAAUUUAGAUGACCGGUAUAUAAAAGCAUAUUCUCGUCGAUCAACCGCAAGAAAAGAACUCGGCAAACUCAAAGAAUCGAUGGAUGAUGCUGAGUUUGCUUUGAGAUUGGAGCCACAAAACCAAGAGAUCAAGAAGCAAUUUGCGGAAUCCAAAUCUUUGCUUGAGAAGGCGAUUCUGAAGAAGGUAUCUGGAGCAUUGACUGGCUCUGUGGAAGGAGCACAACCAGGAAAAUCGGAGGUGGAUAAGAACAAUAAUGUGCAGAAACCACUAUCUGGAAGAGUGACUGAGAUUCUUGAAGAAAAUCCCAAGGGCAAUAAGUCAAGAGAAGUCACGGCAGAUACAUCCAUGGAAAUCAAACAAAACAGUGUAAGAAGUAACGGAUCUGAUGUUAUCACUGACUCAGAGACUGCAAAGUUGUCACAGACGAAACCCAAAAAUGGCAAGCAGCAGCUGAAAGCAUCCGUGCAAGAGCUUGCUGCAAAAGCAGCUAAUCUUGCGAAAGCCGAAGCUGCUAAAAACAUUGUUCCUCCAAAUUCAGCUUAUCAAUUCGAGGUUUCCUGGCGAGGACUUUCUAAUGACCGUAACUUACAAACUCGCUUAUUACAGGUAACAUCACCAGCAGCAUUACCUGGGAUAUUUAAAAACGCACUGUCGGCUCCAAUACUCGUAGAUAUCAUUAGGUGCAUCGCCACCUUUUUUGUGGAAGAUAUGGCAUUAGCUGUUGAUUACUUGCAGAAUCUGACCAAAAUUCCAAGAUUCGACAUGAUUAUCAUGUGCCUUUCAUCUGCCGAUAAGUCUGAUGUUUCCAAGAUUUGGGAUGAAGUGUUCAUCAAAGGGACUGCAGACUAUGGUGAAAUCCUUCGUGAUUUGCGUAUUAGAUAUGGCAUAAAACAUUGAUGGGUAUUUUCUUUUGGACUCGGUAUUCGAGAAUUUCGUUUUGUUGGAUUUAUAUGCAAGUACAGUUCUAUCUCCAGCAGGUAAGGCAUAUAUUUUGAGUAAAUUACACCUACUGGGUAUAAUUACAUCUAAACCCCCUCGAAUUUGGAAAAUUACAGAAACUUUGUAAAGGAUGUUUGAUUUAGGUUAAAACUUCAACCCCAAACUCUAUAUAAUACAUCUUCAGCUUCAGCUUCACUAAAAUACUCAAACCUCCUUUGAAGUUUAAA